AUGUCAGGAACAUUUUCGUCUGUUGUAAAUUUUACUGUACAAGAAUUUCUUAAUCGUGCACAGAAACUUUCUCUUUUAAAUAAAAUCAAAACUGAAAGUGAGUUUUUGUCAAUGGAUGGUACUCUUGUUUUUCCAAAACAUUAUAAACAAGGAAAAAAAAUUAAAAAAACAUAUAAUAUAAUUUCAAAUCAUAAUACACUCAAUGUAGAUAUAAUUACAAAUACAAUUUUACAAGCAUUUAAUGAUGCUGCUAACUUAAUACACGGUUUUAAAAUUAAAAAUUUUCUUGAUGAAAAGAAAAUUACAAAUAUGAAACAACUUAACAGCUAUAUUCACAACAUCCUAACACAAAGAAUAAAUAUUAUGGAUUAUUCUGACUUGUACGAAGAAAAAGAUGAAACAUCAGAUUCAGAAGAUGAAUUAGAUAUUGUUCUCGAUUCAGAAAGUGACGUUCAAAGUGAAGAUCAACAAUAUGAAACAUCAUGUAUCUCGUCAAAUUAA
Molecule: messenger RNA, 501 nt
Organism: Rotaria sordida
Lineage: Eukaryota; Metazoa; Rotifera; Eurotatoria; Philodinida; Philodinidae
Source: the annotation of a GenBank genome assembly